Sporisorium graminicola is the source of this 1959-nucleotide messenger RNA. RefSeq lists its product as uncharacterized. The coding region runs from base 1 to 1959 and encodes 652 amino acids. Gene Ontology annotation, molecular function: protein binding. The transcript has a single exon. The record is from RefSeq and is a predicted model, not a curated record. NCBI's taxonomy places the organism in Eukaryota, Fungi, Basidiomycota, Ustilaginomycetes, Ustilaginales, Ustilaginaceae.
AUGAGUGCGCUACCUCUCGCCCGCUCCGAAUCAGCGGGCGCCUCGUUCGCUUCGGCAUCACCUUCCACUUCCACUCCAGCCUCGUCCCAGCCUUCGUCAGCUCCCAGCCACACCAAAGUAGACCUACCCAACGAAUUGCUUCGCCAUAUCUUCCUCUACUGCGAUCCUGCUAUGCUCUACACCACCAUCCGUAGCCUCAACAGGGCUUGGAAGCAUGCUGUGGAGAACGAUCUCAUCGCAACCCACUUUGCCAACAAGGAUUGGCGAGUGGGUCUGCGUGUCACUCGCAAGCUGCCCAGCACCCUUUCGGAGGAAGAGGUCACCGAAGCUCAACGUCAUCAAGCCGACGAAGAGCUGUACCGGCUGAACGUGCUCAAUCGUGCGGGUGCGCUGGAGCCUUUCAAUAUCAAUGCGCAACCGAGGACAGUAACACAUGUCAUUCCGCUUACCUUCAAGGCAUACGACGCUGAAAAUGUGUCGCUGCGCUUCGAUACCGACUCGACCUGGCAUUCGCUCUUCCAGGUGGCGCAGCCUGAGUCGGACGAAGAGGACGCCGCGCCCCGCAACGCCGCACCUGCCAACGUGGACAAUGACGAUUCUGACGACUCGAGCGCUGACGAAGACGACGAGACUGAACAGCAGGAUGCAAAUGAACCUGCACAUCGUCUACGCGAGCGACAGGAAGACUUUGGAGCCGCUGCUGCCCGAGCACGUGCUAGGGCCGAGUCUGCUAGGCUUGAACUUGAUUUCGGACUCGUCUGGCGUUUCCCAGACGACGGUCAGGACGCUGACGUCUACCAAAUCAAGAAAGGUGAUGCCGAGUCUUGGGGACAGCCGGAUCCCGAGAAUGGCUGGCUGAGCCGCUUCUACUGCUCCAACUUUGACACGGUCAGCUCGGCAGCCCCGUCGAGCGCGCCUUCGGGAAGCGCUUCGCCUGCUGUCCUCCAGUCGACGCCUCUCACGCGCAGGGUGCGCAGCAGUCGUCUGCAUUCUUCUGUGGAAAGGCGCAUGCACGAUGUGGUCGAUGACGACGAGGGCUUCUCGCCCGCUCAGAUGAUUUGGAGCGAUGAGGGCCACGAGUACAUGUCGCUCGACCUCUCGUUGGGCAUGGAGUUCUUUGUACGCCGCUCGGCUCGUGCUAACCAGCUGGUGCGAAGGCUCGAGGCCGCUGCUGCUGCAGCUGAAGCGCGCGAUGUUGUCGCUCAGCUCACGCGCAAGCUCAAGAAGGGCAAGAAGUCGGCGAAAAAGUCGGGACUGUCGAGUCUCAAUCCAUCCGCGGCUGGAUCGGUGGCAGCAUCGGGUUGGGCGACGCCCCUAGAAGUGGCGAGUCCACCGCCCUCGCGUAUGACCGCCACCAGCGACCCUCGACGACGCGCCAUGCAGAAUGCGUUGGGCAGGGACAUGCACAGGGGUGCAUCGUCGUCGAGGCUUGCUAGUGGCAGCUCGCCCCUGAAAGACAAGGAGGCCGCCACAGACGACGAUGCUACAGAGGAAGAGCAAGGUAGAAGAACACCCGAGCAAACAGCUUCAGCUCCCCAUUUGCUCGCACCGUCCAUGAUGGCGUCUCGCUACAAUUCGGUCGCGCCGUCCAGACAAGGCGGUGGCAGCGUCGGUACAGGCUCUUCGUACGGUACCAAGUCGCGAGGCGCCGGCAGUGGCAGUCGAGCGGGUGGCAGCAGUGCGCCUCGUGCCACGUUCCAGGCCAAACUGCUUCGCGCCGAGCGCAUGCCUUCACGACCCUCCACGCCACCGCCAGCAGGCGAAGAAGAGUCCUCGGACUCGGCAACGGCCAACACGACGCCUUCAGAUCGCGCUGGCUGGACGGGCGGCGACAAGUACGGACGUGGUGCGUAUCGUUUGGCGCAAGAAUGGUCGGAGGAGCUGGAAUCCGACAAGUUCCAGGAUGCGCUGUCGAAUAGCGGCGUCACUACACCGGUCACAUGGACGUGGUCGAGGUAG